UCCAUGUCUCAGUCAGGCAGUGGUGUCGGCCCGAGCAACAUAGGGCCUACAUUAAUAACGACGCGCCUGAUGUCGGAAGAGAUUAAACAGCUGAGGAUUGUUGUGGUUGGUGAUGGUUCUGUGGGGAAGACUUCUUUCCUCAAAGCUUACACGCAGGGUACUUUCCCCAUGGAGUACAUCCCGACGGUCUUCGACAACUACAUAGAAAGCUACCAGAGAAACAAUGUGAACUACAUUAUCAACUUCGUGGACACUGCCGGCCAGGAAGACUUUGAUCGUUUGCGUCCAAUCUCCUACAAGGAAGUGUGCGUGUGCUUGAUCUGCUUCAACGUUAAUAACAUCGCAUCAUAUGAAAACGUCAAGCUGAAAUGGUUGCCCGAGGUGCGACGAUACUGUGGUAGAGAUGUGCCCAUCCUCCUUGUUGGGCUCCAAACGGACCUGCGUGCAGCAAAUACUAAAGAAAAUACAGUGACUAAAGAGGCAGGCCAAGAGCUGGCACACUUGCUGGGAUUGUUUAAUUAUGUCGAGUGCUCAGCCAAGACAUGUGCAGGAUGUGAUGAAGUCAUAGAUAUGGCGAUUAAAGAAGCUAUAUCUCCGAAGGCCCAACAGAAGAAAUGUUGCACUGUUCUUUGAGAAUUAUGCAACUCCUCUUGGUGGAUCAAAGGACAUGUAUAUUUACAAACUGACAAUUCUCAGAUUAAUGUAUUUUCCAUGGAAAGCACUAAACCUGUAAGGGUCAUCCAGGACAACACAGCAGAGGCAAAAGAGAUGGAAGAGGUGUCGAUACAGAGAGAAAUUAUUAUAUACAUGUAUAUAUAUAGUAUAUAGUCGGACUUGAGUCCUGGAAAUGGGAAGUACAAUGCCUGCACUUUAAAGGAGGGGUUUGGGAUAUUGGCAGUUUGGAGGGAUAUGUUGUGUAUCUUUAUAUGUGUAUGCUUCUAGACUGUUGUAUUCUGAGCACCUCUGCAAAAACAGUGAUAAUGUGCGAGUGUGGUGAAAGUGUUGAAUGAUGAUGAAAGUAUUUUCUUUUUGGGGAUUUUCUUUCUUUUUUGGGUCUCCCUGCCUCGGUGGGAGACGGCCGACUUGUUGAAAAAAAAAAAAAAAAAAAAAAAAAUAUAUAUAUUUUCACAGUGAUGUGCUAAACCUGUAGGAGUCAUAUACUACCUACUGAAUGGAAGGUAAUCAAGGCUGAUGCAAGGGAGUGUACUUCCACUUCACUAGAUCAAAGGCUUACUGUGCUGGCCUAUGCAAAUGCGCAGGCAUAAGCACAUGAGGUGGCCGAGUGUUUAAGGCGUUGGAUUGCUAAUCGAAUAGGGUCUCCCUGCAUGGGUUCGAAUCCCAUCCUCAUUGCAUUUCUUUUACCAGUGAAGAGGCAGGGCCAACCACAACAAGGUGAGUACAAUUGUGACUCGACCCCUACAGCCACAACUAGGUGAGUACAACUGCAACCUACUUGCAGUAAAAAAACAGGUUUAGUGCCUUACAUGAAUACAUUGUAUGGUACCAGAAGAUGAAAAUAAUUCAAAAUUCAUUAGGUGCCAUAAAGAGCAAAUGAAAGGGCAGAAUCAUACAAAAAUAUUACCAACCAAUGGUUUCAAAAGCAUUCUGAGGCAAGUGAGCAUUGUAACAAGGCUGGAGGCUCUUACUGCAAUUCUGAGGCCAUCAUAACAAAAAAUGUCUAAUGAUAAUAUAAGGCCAUUCUUAAUAUUACUAAGAAAAACUUGGAACACAGGUUAUAUUACAAUGGUCAUUAUCCUGUUCAUGAAAUAAUGACUGAUCCAAAAUUACGGUAACUGAUUUUCUCUGAAAUAAAAAUUGAGAAUGUGAUGAGGAAUUUGUUGGUGUAUGUAAAGGUGUAACACUCAAAAUUAUAGUAUAUAAUUUUGAAGAAAUUCUAUCCUUUGUGCAGAACAAAUCAUACAUAAUUAAGCAGAAAAUAUUGCUGUCUUUAAGAUACAGGAUGAGUUUAUCCAUCAGAGGAAUGAUUAUACAUAUCAAGCCUCACUGAUAUUAUUUAAGAAAGAAGAAUACAUAUAUACUUGCUCUGUGAAGUGAUGGUCAGAUAUAGACAUAGAAUCAAGUGUUAAGUUUAUGACUCUAACCACGAGUUCAAGCCCCUCCCGUGGUAUGGUUUGUUUGCAAUCAUGUCAUUACGAUUUCAUGAGUCAGAGAACAGGUGCCUGUAUUCCCUUAAGCAGUGACAACCCCUAGUGGGUCCACAUUAAGACUGUAUGCAGUGUAGCAUACCUGUAAUUUAAAAGAAGAAGAAUUAGACCCAUUUGCAACAUCUGGGUAUCUUCAUAUUACAGUAUAUCCUUGUAUUGUACUGAUAAAGCCACUGGCUGGCAAAAUAUCUACAUAUAAGUACAAUUUAAAAGAAAAAUACACUAAAGUUUUUGAGAGUAUCCAUUAUUAUUAUUACUAUUAUAAUAAAAAAGGAGCAUUUAAACCUACAAGGGUCACUAUCCAAUAUUAAAUUGAAGCAUUUUACUGUAUUCUAUUAUUUAAAUAAUUUGUGGAUUUAGAAAGGGCACAUAAUAGGAUGGACAGGGUAGCAAUAUGGCAGAUGUUGCAGAUAUAUGGAAUAGGUAGUAUGCUACUUAAAGCAACAGAGAGUUUUUAUGAAGAGAAUGAGGCUCAGGUUAAUAUAUGUAGGAAUGAAGGGGAUCAAUUAAUUACUUACAAAUGCAGACUGUCUUCUGAAAUAGUGGAACUACUUAUGGCCAGAGAAUUAACACUUCCAGUGAGCAAGACAGCAUCAGUAUUCAACGUAAAUACUGUAGCUCUGUUAUACUGCAUUCAGCUAAUAUGUAUACACUAAUUAAGCAAUGUCUGCUACUACAGUACAGUAGAAACCCUGUAUCCACUGAUUCGGUAUCCGUGGUUUCAGUUAUCCAUGGUUUACUGUGGCCCAAAAAUACCUCUUAAUUUUGCACCAUAAUGGCCCCAGAACACAAAAGUAGAAAAGUUGGCAGUUCUUCAAAGCCUAAGAGAAGCCAUGAAGUGUUUCCCAUAAGUGAAAAAAGUGAUAAUUCUCCGCUUAAUGUGCACAAUUUAUCAAUUAAACUUUAUAAACUUUAUAGGUAUGUAUAGGACUUAUAUAUAGGGUUUGCUACUAUCCAUGGUUUUGGUAUCCAUGGCAGGUCCUUGGAAUGUAUCCCUGUAGAUACAGGGGGUCCUUUGGUAUUUGCAAUUGAAAAGGAACAGUAUUGAACGUAAAAUAUGGUGCUGGGCUGUGGUUCGUAUGUUGGUUUACGUACGGCCAGCAGUAACAGUCUGGUUGAUCAGACCCUGAUUCACCACGAUGCCUGGUCUCAGACCGGGCCAUGGGGGCAUUGACCCCCGAAACCCCUCUCCAGGUAAACUCCAGGUUGAAAAAUAAAUGGAAUUAGACAGCAAAUUUUAUAGUUUUGCAAUGCAUCCCUGAUUAUAAAAUGGGUAUCGAUAUGAAAUAUGUUCUGAAUUUUGAAUACUAUUGUUACAAAGCAUUUUCAGGAACAAAACAUUUUAAGUGAAGGGUGGGAGGACCUACCAGUACUAUAGAUGAGGUUGUAAAUGAAUGCUGGAGUAUUGGGAGAGGUGUGAGAUUAAAAAUUAAUAAAUCUGAUACAAAGUGGGAGUUGCACAAUGGCUCUUGGCCAAAGACAGAUUUUUGGAGAUUCUGAAGGAAAGUUGCAAAGAUUGGUAGAAUAAUUUGGGAGAAUUGGUAAAAGAAGUAAAUUAAAAGUGAAUAUAGAAAAGAGGAGAGUGAUAAGAGUACACUUAACAAAAAAGAACAGGCAAUGAAAUACUGAAUAUCAUACUGAAGGGAGUAUAGAGGAUGUAAAUGUAUUUAAAUACUAUACUUUAAUAGUGAAUAUAUCAACAGAUGGGUUUACGAAAUCAAGUGAACCAUAAAAAAGACAUAGGAAAAAGACUGGAAGAGUGUUCAGGCAUCUGUGGGAAGAAAGUUUAUUGAGGCAAAACUGGGAAUUUACUAGGGUAUAGUGGAACCAAUCCUUUUAUAUGGGCAUGAGGAUGGGAUUUAAAUUUUGUGGAAAGGAUUAGGCUAGAGGUAGCCUAACUGUCAUGUUUUGAAAGCAAUGAGUGGUAUGAAUAUGAUGCAAAGAAUCUGGAAUGUAGAAAUUAGAAAAUGAUGUGGGGGUUAGUUAAGUAAAACUCAGAGAGCAGAGGAGAGUUGGAUUUGACAUGCUGCUGGUGUGAGCAAGGUAACAUGUAUGAAAGGAUUCUGAGAAACCGGUAAGCCAGACUUGAAUCCUGAAGGUGGAAAGUAGAAUGUCUGCACUCUGAAGGAGGGCUGGGGAUGUUACAGUUCAGAGGUUCAUUCGAAUUGUGAUAUCUGUGUACAUCUGGCACGACAGCUAUUGAAUGAUUGAUGAUGAAUGUUCCCUUUUGUGGGUCACCCUAGCUUGGUGAGAAACAGCUGGUGUGGUAAAAAAAAAAUUAAAUAUCCCAGAUUAUUUUUAUUUUCUUAAUCCAAGAAUAAGCUUUAAUCAACAGGAUCUGAUGUUUUCAGAUUAGUACUGAGGCACUUGUUUGCGUGUCUUGCAAUCUCAGAUAUACAUUAUUUCUGUAUAUCUUAAUUCUUAUAAUACUCCUCAAUCUAGUUCCUGUCAUUAACUUUGGAUAUAAUACAAUGAGGUUAACAUCAACACACUUUUUUAUAUUCAUUCUGACAUAAUAUCUGAAUCUGAUAUCAUGUGCUAAUGCAAAUUUCUGUACUUUAAGUUUAGAUUUAAACAUUUCUAGUGUCUCCAACAUGUAUUUUGAGUAGAGCAUUGUAAUUUUACAUCAUUUCAUUUUAUAAAAAAAUCAUAAUAAUAUCUAGAAGAUGUUUUCUAUAUCCUAAUCACUAUUAAACUGCAUUUUUCCUUUCCUUUCCAUGUUUAAAUAAGCUCCAAAAUAAUGAACAGCAUGGCCACUUGUAUUCAGAUAGAUAAUUACUAAGUACAGUGGACCCCCGACAUUCGAUGGCAUCGACAUUCGAUAAAUCCGACAUUCGAUGCAUUUUAACGCAAAAAUUUCGCCUCAACAUUCGAUGGAAAACCCGACAUUCGAUACGAUUCAUACGAGACGUGUCCACGUGUGGCCUGAACUGCACCGUGUGUGCCAGUGUUUACAAACCAGCCAGUGUGCGCGCAUCUAAGGAUACAUUCGGUACAAUCCAUAUUAUCCAUAUUAUCACUGUUUUUGGUGCUUGUUUCUGCAAAAAUUGUAACCAUGGGUCCCAAGAAAGCUUCUAGUGCCAACCCUUCGAGAAAAAAGGUGUUAAUGACUAUUGAAAUGAAGAAAGAGAUAAUUGCAAAGUACGAAAGUGGAGUGCGUGUGUCGGAGUGCAUGAUGAUUUGGUAAAGAAAUUGCCUGCAACUAGUGGUGAUGUGAGUGAAUUUAAGGCCAGCAAAGGUUGGUUUGAAAGAUUUAAGAAUCGUAGUGGCAUACACAGUGUGGUAAGGUAUGGUGAGGCUGCCAGUUCAAGUCCUAAUGGAAGGGGAUUCCCCUUCUAAACACUAACACCAUCCACACUCUCCCCUCCUCCCAUCCCAUCAAUCAUCACCAGAUCUUUAUUAAAGGUAAGUGUCAAUUAUUCUAUUGUUAUUAAUCUAUUGUUAUUGUUGUUAUUAUAAUUAUUCUACUGCAUUAAACUUAAUAUUUCAUGUGGUAAAUUUUUUUUUCAUACUUUUGCGUGUCUUGCACGGAUUAAUUUAAUUUCCAUUAUUUCUUAUGGGGAAAAUUAAUUCGACUUUCGAUAUUUUCGAUAUUCGAUAGCUCUAAGGAACGGAUUAGUAUCGAAUGUUGAGGGUCCACUGUACUUUUAAGAUAAAGAUUUUAUGUUAAGUACACAGAAAGCCACUAUUAUGCCAGGCAUUUUCGGCAGACUAAUCCUAGUACAUAAUGGCUACUUAAGUCUAGACAAGAUAAGAGUGGUUAAUUUUUUAACAAAUGUUUAUUUUAUCUUAAUACUAAUGCGACAAAUGCGAGGUAGUCAAAAUUGAAUUAGCUUUGAUCCAAGGGAGAAUAGCUUUAAUUCACUGGAUCAAGAGCCCUUUACUGGCAUUAGGACACCUUUGUAAAGGGGAUUUGAAUAAAAUUAAAGGAGGAAUGUAAAUUCCUCUUCUUAUAUAAAGAAAAACUAAAAUUUAACACAUAUGCAACACAGCUUAAAAAUGUUUCUUUGUUAUUGUCAAAGUUUCAUCUCAUUUAAGUGGGUGAUAGAGCGUGACAAAAUGUAAUCUUAUAAUGAAAACAUAACAGGUUAUGUAUAUGGUACCGAAAAAAAAUUAUACAGUGGUACCUCGACUUACGAGUUUAAUUUGUUCCGUGACCGAGCUGGUAACUCAAUUUGCUCGUAUAUUGAAUCAAUUUUCCACUUUGAAAUUAAGUGAAAUGCCAUUAAUCCAUUCCAGCAGAAUUCCUGGCUCUAGGGAGGCAGGAGAAAAUACUUUAAUAGUAUAACGCUAAUAUCAACUCUAUGGCUUAUUUAUCUAAUUUCAACUCUACGGCUUAUUUAUCUAUCACAAUUGAUCUAAUAUGACAUAAUAACCAAUGUAAAUAACAUAGAAACAUGAUAUAUACUUUAGAAUGAUUAAAAUAUGCCAUUAUGUGACGAGUGGUGACAGCCACUCCUGAGGUAAAAAUAAUUAUCGCUCUGACCAUAUCUUCCCAUUCUCACCCUUCUAAGGUCUCAUUAUAAGAGAAAAUGGAGUGUUUGUGAGGCUAACUGCACUAGAUCACUAGUUUCAUAAGGAAAACACUGAAACAAAAGCGAUUUUCUUGUGUUUUUCUAUGAUUUCAUGCUUUAAUUCAAUGAACAUUAUCCUCUUCUUCUUCUCACCACUGUCCUUAGAACUUACUUUCUUAGGACCCAUAGUUAGAAGAAAGAAAUUUAGCAAAAUAACUGCACAAAAAGCACAAAACGCUGGGAUGCUGGGUGGAUGUUGUGGUGUUUGUUGCGCCAACUAGUGGUGGCUUAUCUGAAGCUCACUCGUAACUCAAAUUUUGGUUCGCAACUCAAAGCGAUGGCUUGUAACUCAGGAAACUCGUAAGUUGGGGAACUCGUAAGUCAAGGUACCACUGUACAUAAUUUACUGUAUGAUCCAGAGGGCUGAGAAGGGGUUGUUGAGGUGGUUUGGGCACUUUAUAGAGGUUGAAACAAAAUAGGAUGACUAGGAAGGUACAGUAUAUAAAUCUAAGGUAGAGGGAAGGGAUAGAGGGGUGGUCCUAGGAAGGGUUGGAGGGAAGGGGGUUAAAGGAUGCUUUGAAUGCUAAGAGCUGGAACAUCCAACAGGCUGGUGUGAGUAUAUUAAACCAAAGUAGGUAGAGGAAAGUAGUUUUUGUGACCUAACAUGCUGUUAGUGUGAGCAAGGAAACAUUUAUGAGGGGAUUCAAGGAAACCAGUUUGCCAGAUUUGAGUCCUGGUGUGGAAAGUACAGUGCCUACACUCUCGAGGAGGAGGUGAAGAUGUUGCAAUUAUGAGGGUCAUCUGAACUGUGAUGUUAAUAUCACAGGGGGGUCACCCUGCCUCGGUGGGAGAUAGUCAGUAUGUUAAGAAAAUACAUAUACUACUCCACUGUAUAUACAGGUGCUCCUCGACUUAUGAUAGUUCGACAUAUUUUGACUUUACAAUGGUGCAAGAGCAAUUAUUUUGGAGAUUAACCAUGAGAUAAUUACACAGUAUGAAGGCAGCAAGUCCAUAACUUGUAAUAUUUUCAACUUACAAUAGGCUUGUCGGAAUGUAAUUCAAUUUUAUGUCAAGGAGCACCUGUAGUAUUUAAAAUCAUUACAUACUACCAGAUAUACAGCUAACCUUUGAACAAUCCGGGGGUUAUCCGUGCUGAACCCCAACACAGUCGAAAAUCUGUAUAUAAUUUUUGACUCCCCAAAAACUUACAGUAAUACCUUACGGUUGACUGGGAGCCUUACAGAUAACAUAAACAGUCGAUUAACACACAUUUUGUAUGUUAUAUGUAUUAUAUACUGUAUUCUUUCAAAAAAGUAAGCUAGAGAAAAAAUGUUAAGAAGAUCAUAAGGAAAAUGCAUUUACAGUACUGUACUCUAUUUAUCAAUACUGUUAAAGUUUACAUAGUCUGUUUACAGGAUGAAUCAUCUGUCUGUUAGUGCCUACAUCAAAAUUGUCAUACUAUAUGAUAUAAAUUAUAAUCAUGGGAGAGUGCUAAGCCCCUAGGGAUUAUACUGUGUCUGUGGGGGAGAGAGAAGGUAUUCAGGCUCAAUUCAGGGACCUGGAGCACAGAUCCAAUUCCCUAGAUCAAGAGUCCCUCACAAGCAUCAAGGAACCUCCCUUGAGGGGAGAUGAUGUGUAAAAAGAAAUUCAUAUUUAGUUAAUUUUAUGAAAUUAUGGCACCAUGUACAAUCUGUAUUUGUGUGCAUAAGUUUUAAUAAGCUUUUAUAAUAGAUUUGUGUAGAUUUUAUGGUAGUAAAUGAUAAAAUAGAUCAGUAUCUACAUAUAUUUUAUGCAUUACAUAACUUUUUCUUAAUAUUUUUUAUAUUUCUAGGCUAUGAGGUUCGUCUGCAACUUCUUUUCAAAUUGUCUAAAAUCUCAAAAAAAAUUCCAAUAUAUUUAUUGAAAAAAAUUUGCAUACAUGUAUAAGUGGACCCAUGCAGUUCAAACCUGUGUUGUUCAAAGGUCAACUGUAAUUUUAACUUAAUCCAUAUUACUAUAGUGUUAACAUUCAAAACCAUGUUGAUAAGAGUAUAAAGCAAACAUAAAUCACUUUAUACAGUAGAACCCCAACUUAUGAUGUUAAGAGUUAUUAGGUUUCACAUUUAUGACACUGGCAUUUUGGAACCAAUUAAUUUCUUAUGAACAAGUGACUCACACUUCUGAUGCCGGGGACAUUAUGGCAGAAGUGCAGUGGAGCUUAUGGCUGGUAGGUAGAAGUAAACCUUUUCCCAAUGCUUUAUAUAAUCUGUGUUUUUUGAGGUUCAGUUAGGCAAAGUUUGUCAGGAAACAGGACAAGUGUUUCCUGAUGUGGGUCUUAGUCAUAUGAUGACCCACAGCUGGAGCUCCUAGUUAUCUGAGGCCUUCCACUGACAUUCCAGUCCACCCCCUUUAAAAAUUAUGGUUAUGAUUUUAACCAUUAAGUGUUUUAUAUGUUUUCUGAAGAUUUACCAUGCAUCAUGACUGUAAAGCGCAAGAGUAGUGGUAGUGAUACCCAAGUGUCAUGGAAAGGGAAAUGUAUAACCUCUGAAAUAAAACUUGACAUUAUAGUGUGUUCUGAAAAGAAUGAGACAUCUAUUAAAAUUGUACCUAUGUACAGCCUCUCCUCAUUUAGCAAUGUACCCAUUUACCAACGACUCAGACUUACGACGGGCUCUCUGACUAGUAUGUAUUCCUAAUUAAUGUAUAUUAAAACUGAUUUCCUCUAUUCUGUUUAUUACAAUAUACGGUAAACUACAGUACAUGUAUAAACAUUUAAAAAUAUACCAGAAACGUUGAAAAUGGUGCAAAGGUGAUAUUAAAACAAUAUCAAAGAUGGUUAACACAAACCUACUACCAUUAUAGUAUGCUCCUCACUUAGCAAUGAAUUCGUUUACCGACAUGGUCUUAGGAACGGAACUCUGUCGUUAAGUGAGGAGAGGCUGUAUAAUAUGAACAAGUUGACCACUGUAAAAGUACACAUCAUAUAAAUAUUGUUCUGAUGUACAUGCAGCUAAAAAAGCAUAAUGAAGGCAAAAGACUGGGUAAAAAUUCUUAUGGGAAAAAACUGAAUUACUGCAGUGACAGAAACUAGGACUCAGAACCCAUUAAUCUCUUUUAUGGGAAAAUGGGUUUUGAUUACCAAACAAAUGACUACAAUGAGUAUUCAAGAAUGCAUUAAUGUCCUAAGAUGAGGCACUACAAAAAUUAAACAUGAAAACAGUAAGCCUUAUAAAAGUAAAGGAGAACAUAAGAAAUUUCACAUGUCCCUCAUGCAGAGCAUCAGAAGGGCAAUACCUGUAAAUAAGUAAGUUUAUUUUGGCACAGGUAUACAUAAGUACAAUGAUCAUACAUAAGGUAAAUUACCUAAGGUAACCCCCCCC
Molecule: messenger RNA, 10038 nt
Organism: Cherax quadricarinatus
Lineage: Eukaryota; Metazoa; Arthropoda; Malacostraca; Decapoda; Parastacidae
Product: cell division control protein 42 homolog
Biological process (GO): small GTPase-mediated signal transduction
Molecular function (GO): GTP binding; GTPase activity
Source: RefSeq, a predicted model, not a curated record